CCACAAAUUCUACAGGCGUUCGCACUGACCCUCUUUGCAACAAUGCAAAGUCUCUAGAUGUGGAUGGUCGGUGUUUCACACAAGACCCGCUGCGAAAAACUACAAUAGCAAGGUAUGUUUGUUGUGGACCUGUGGUUUGAGAAGCGUUGUAGUUUAAAUAGGGACGCAAUGGUUGGCCGAACGUCAGAAUCAUUUCCGACCUCCAUCUUCACAUCUCAACCUCCUUCGUGUCAAUAUGCGAUCAAACACCAAUUCAUCAACCAUCUCGGGUACCAUUAGUCGCCUCCAGUCGCGUGUAGUCAACCGCGAGGCUUCAGACUCAAACCAUGUAAACUAUCGUUACUGGCAACUCGUCCAAGAGAUGGCCCAGAUUGUGCAGUCCAUCGGUCCUCCCAGGGGAUCUUCAUCGCCUAUCAGGCGUCUGCCCACCGAAAUCCUCGCUGAAAUUUUCCUCUACUGCAUCCCAGAAGACGCAAACUGGACGCCCGCGCCAGAUCUAGCCCCCAUGCAGUUGACUGCAGUAUGUCAACGAUGGAGGGAGAUUGCUGUGAACAUGCCGAAUUUAUGGCGCAGGCUGCGAUUGGAAAUAGGGCACGGAGACUGGCAGCAGAGAGCUUUCUGCUAUGACUCCUACCUCAAGCGAUCACGGGGACGUCAACUGUCGUUGACACUCGAGUGUGAUAACAAUAAGUGGACAGGGCUACGAAGACUGCUCCGGCCAUACGUCAAUCAAAUUUCCUCACUGCAUGUUGGAUUAUCCUCCGGUACCAGCUCCUUUCCACUGGUGGCGGCGGACUUCGGCGGACUUCAGGAGCUGGCUAUAUACACGGAUAGUUUACUACAUCCAGUACCAGCUGCUGUCAGGCGCUCUAUCAUGCACUCUAUCAUCCAUUUGCCGCCCAACAUACGCAGUCUCAGGUUAUUGGAUGUGUUGCUUGACCCUGAUGUUCGGGACUCAACUCACCUCAUUUCUCCCUCAUGGGCCGGUCUCACAAAUCUUGAGGUUGUGGUAGGGGCACUACGACUUUCCUUACCCCGCUUGCUCCGUCUUUGUCCCAAUCUUUCGUCGUUGACGGCGAUGGGUGGACUAUUCGUGGUGGCGAGCGAGACCUCAAGACCAUUGGUGCACACCAAACUUCAAUAUUUGCGCAUUUCCGGCGAUUUACCUACGAGCGCGCACUUGCUCGGACUUCUUGGGCUAUUCCCUAACGUCACGCUCCCGAAUUUACGCAUCCUCGAAGUUAACAAUAUAGGGGGAUGGGUUCACCACGAAUUCAAGGCGUUGAUAACACGGUCACAGUGUCCCCUGGAAAGCUUGAUCUUCGGCCGUGGAGUGAGGACGAUACCUCAGUAUCUAGCAGAAUAUGUCACUCUUUUCCCAUCUCUCAAAUUAGUGGUAGAUCCUACGCGUUCAGGCUUGUGGUUAGAAUUCUAGACUGGGACAGUUUAUGUACAUAGUUGACGAAAUGAUGCUCACACGAUUAUGCUAUAUGUUGCCUAUACCUACUCAUUGCCAACCCUUCAAUAGACUAUGCCAAACAUUCUUUGAUCCAAAAUGACAUCCAUCGUCAAAUUAUU
Molecule: messenger RNA, 1578 nt
Organism: Suillus plorans
Lineage: Eukaryota; Fungi; Basidiomycota; Agaricomycetes; Boletales; Suillaceae
Exons: 2
Coding region: 236-1435 (399 amino acids)
Molecular function (GO): protein binding
Source: RefSeq, a predicted model, not a curated record